This is a messenger RNA of Linepithema humile (Argentine ant), 2690 nucleotides long. RefSeq names its product Sphingosine kinase 2 (gene Sk2). Gene Ontology annotation, biological process: phosphorylation; sphingosine biosynthetic process. Lineage: Eukaryota; Metazoa; Arthropoda; Insecta; Hymenoptera; Formicidae. The record is from RefSeq and is a predicted model, not a curated record. Gene Ontology annotation, cellular component: intracellular membrane-bounded organelle; cytoplasm; membrane.
CGUGACGGUUGACCGAGAAAGCGAAACAGAUCAGCACAUUUGAUUACCGGGUUGCAGUUCUCAUCUCCCUUCGUCGCCGUCGCAAAUGGUGGAGAGCAAGCAUCAACGGCGUACGAUGGAGGACACCGCUCAAGGGAAUUCGAGCGCCGUCCUCGAGGAGAUUUUCUACGUGACGUCGAAGAAGAACACGUAUUACAAGGUGAAGCUGACGGAGAAGGGUCUGAGUUUGCAGAAGGAGCACAACGGUGCCACGAAGACCGAGACGAUCGCCCUGUGCGACAUAAUCGGUUGCAGGUGCAUGCGCUCGAAGCGCAGGAACGCUGGCAGUUGCGCCUGUCGACCGGGCGCGUCCAAGUCACAGCUGAAGUUAGUCGAGUCGGCCGAGAUUUAUCAGCACUACGAUGAGCACGACACGUCCGCAUAUCUGUACAUAUACGCAUACACGCUGAAAAAGAUGAGGGUGAAGAGUGCGCUCAGACGCGAACGCACCACCAUCACCCUGCGUUUCCGCAGCUUCGAUAAAUACGAGGAUAAUCUGCGUGAGGCGAGCAGGUGGCGGUUGGCCAUCAAAUGCCUCGUUGCCAAUGUGCCGGUGCCGAAGAAUCUGAUGAGCCCCAGCCACGGCAAUCUGGAGACAUUGAUCGGGGCGUGUCCAGGCGAGAAUCGGAAACUUCUGGUUCUGUUGAAUCCGAAGUCGGGAGCUGGCAGGGGUAGAGAAGUUUUCCAGAAAAGGAUUCAUCCGAUCCUUUCGGAAGCGGAGAGAUCUUACGAGAUCCACAUCACCAAGCAUCAUAAUUACGCCCGCGAAUUUAUCCGCACGAAGGACAUCUAUCAAUGGAGCGGCUUGCUAAUGGUCGGCGGCGACGGAAUCGUUUUCGAAGUGGUGAACGGGCUUUUCCAAAGGCCCGAUUGGGAGAGAGCCUUACGCGAAUUACCACUCGGCAUCAUACCGUGCGGUUCCGGAAACGGCUUGGCGAAAUCCAUCGCUUACGCCAAGGAAGAACCGUACGACCGUAAUCCUUUACUUAUCAGCGCGUUAGCGGCGGUGAAAUGCAAAAAAUCGCCGAUGGAUCUCGUACGUGUAGAAACUAGGAAUCAGAUACUGUUUUCAUUCCUGUCGGUAGGCUGGGGUCUACUCGCCGACAUUGACAUCGAAAGCGAGCGACUGCGCGCUAUUGGAGGGCAAAGGUUUACCGUAUGGAGUGUGGCGCGUCUAAUAGGAUUGCGAACGUAUAAGGGCAAAGUCUCGUACAUACCUUGCAGCAAAGUUCCUUCGUUGGAAAGCACGGGAGGCGGCAAGAUUUAUUGCGGAGAAUAUCCUACGGAUAACAUAUUGUCGCAUUCGAGAAGCUACGGCGAUGAACUAGAUAGGUACUGCAAUGAACCUGUACCAAGGAGCUUUUACAAUUGCUUGGGUGAAUCAUCGAACGAUUUGAACGGUUGCGACGACAAUGACGUGAUAACUGAAAAUCUGGCGCUGGAGACCGAGACUGAAAGAAGACGCAGACUCGACAGUUUCUACUCCGCAACAUCCGCGAAGUCAACUUAUUUCAGCACGGGUUCGGCCUCGAGCUAUCACAGUAUCAAUGACGACGAUAGCGCAGAAAUCAGUCCGGAGAACAUUUGUAACAACCAACUUAUGUAUGGACCAUCGUCUACGAUUCCAGCACUUACUUCACAAUUGUCAAACAACAGCUGGACAACAGUUCAAGGGGAAUUCGUAAUGGUACACGCAGCUUAUCAGACACAUUUGGGACAGGAUUAUUUCUUCGCGCCACACGCUGCAUUAGCAGACGGAGUUAUUUGGCUUUUAAUAGCUAAAGCCGGCAUAACCCGAGCCAAUUUAGUGCAAUUUUUGUUAGGCCUGAGUAACGGGACACAUCUUGCCUGCCCUGGCGUUGAUAUGAUACCUGUGAAGGCAUUCCGGAUAGAGCCUAUGGAAGGAACGAACGGGCAUAUAACUGUGGACGGCGAAGAAGUGGACUACGGACCGUUGCAAGCUGAGAUAUUCCAUUCUCUAGCAUCAGUAAUGACACCCUGACACAAAUGAUGAUGAUCAUGUGUAUUUAGAAGUGAUACCGGCAACAAAAUCAAAUAAUUCCCAUUGGAUGAUGAGUGCAGGAUUCUUUCUAGAGCAUAGUUCGUGAAUUAGUUACCAGUGAUAACACCAACUUGUUAAUAUGUAUUAAUACAAAUGUAUCUGUUAAGGUCGUUUGGGAUUGUAAAUUUUUGACAAUCUAUGUAGGCUGUUGAAGAUUCAACGAAUAGUCUUUCAAUAGGCUCGUUAAGAAUUCUUUCUUCCAUCUUCAUAAUGAAGAUGUCGAUAAAUAUAUAUAAAUAAUUAAUUUAUUAAUUUAGAAUUGGACGAGUUCAAUCUGUUGCGUCCUAAUAAAUAACAUUUAGCUAUUUUGUAAAAUUUUUUAUCAGUUUGUACAGUGUAUCUUGUUACAUAUACGCGCACACGCGUGACAUACUGAAAUCGUUUGUGCUUCGUAUUACGCGUAAGAUACUAUAUUUUGUUAGUAUUUAAAAUUACUUAUAUUUUUUUAUAUACAAAUCUUUUGCUGGUUGACGCGAAUUAAUUUGGACGCGUCAGGAAUAAAAUUUAAAAAAUUUUAUUGUUCUAUGUUUGUAUGCGUUUGUGUAAAUUACAUUUAUGCGUAAUAAAGUGAUCUUGCAUUGUUCGAUAA